Molecule: messenger RNA, 333 nt
Organism: Racocetra fulgida
Lineage: Eukaryota; Fungi; Glomeromycota; Glomeromycetes; Diversisporales; Gigasporaceae
Source: the annotation of a GenBank genome assembly
AUGAGUGAAACUGAUUGGGACAAUGUUACUGUAAUUCGAAAACGUGCUGAGCAUGCCAAAGUCACCAAAGGUGAUGCUGCGAUUAACGCAGCCCGUCGUGCGGGUGCCGUCGUUGGGAUAGAACGUAAAGGUCAUUCUGGCACCGAUCAUCAAAAGAUUGCCAAACUUGAUCGGGAGAACGAGGUUGCACCACCACCAAAGAUUAGUUUGUCGGUUGGAAAAGCCAUUCAACAAGCUAGACAAGCUAAAGGUCUUACUCAAAAGGACCUAGGCCAGAAGAUUAAUGAAAAAGCAAAUAUUGUAGCGGGUGCUAGGCAUCAAACUACGCGGUAA